Ogataea angusta is the source of this 630-nucleotide messenger RNA. RefSeq lists its product as uncharacterized. The coding region runs from base 1 to 630 and encodes 209 amino acids. Lineage: Eukaryota; Fungi; Ascomycota; Pichiomycetes; Pichiales; Pichiaceae. The record is from RefSeq and is a predicted model, not a curated record. The transcript has a single exon. Gene Ontology annotation, cellular component: cytosol. Gene Ontology annotation, molecular function: metal ion binding; D-ribulose-phosphate 3-epimerase activity. Gene Ontology annotation, biological process: pentose-phosphate shunt; carbohydrate metabolic process; pentose-phosphate shunt, non-oxidative branch.
AUGUUCAAGUGCAACGCCGAUUGGGUCCAUCUGGACGUCAUGGAUGGCCAUUUCGUCCCCAAUCUGACCAUGGGUCCGCCUAUCAUCUCGAGCCUGAGAAAGGCGGUUCCAAGAGACGAGAGCCAGCCGGGGAAAUUCUUUUUUGACUGCCACAUGAUGGUCGCCAACCCUGAGCAAUGGGUCCCGGAAAUCGCAGACGCUGGCGGCGACCAGUACACGUUCCACUACGAGGCAACCAAGGACCCUGUUGGGCUUGUCAAGCUGAUCAAAAAGCACGGCAUGAAGGCUGCGUGCGCGAUCAAACCAGGCACGCCGGUCGACGUGCUCUAUCCGCUCGCAGAGCACCUAGAUAUGGCACUGGUGAUGACCGUCGAGCCAGGCUUCGGAGGCCAGUCGUUCAUGGCCGACAUGAUGCCCAAGGUCGAGAACCUGCGGGCCAAGUACCCGCAUCUGGACAUCCAGGUUGACGGGGGACUCGGUCCUAAAACCAUCCCGGCUGCUGCCAAGGCUGGAGCCAACGUCAUUGUUGCCGGCACCUCUGUGUUCAAGGCAGAGAAGCCGGAGGACGUUAUCCAGCUGCUCAGAGAUCACGUGUCGAGAGAGCUGGCGUCCCGCGGACUGCUUGAGUGA